Mollisia scopiformis is the source of this 1430-nucleotide messenger RNA. RefSeq lists its product as uncharacterized. Gene Ontology annotation, molecular function: DNA-binding transcription activator activity, RNA polymerase II-specific; zinc ion binding. Gene Ontology annotation, biological process: regulation of transcription by RNA polymerase II. Bases 85 to 1236 code for a protein of 383 amino acids. The transcript has 3 exons. Lineage: Eukaryota; Fungi; Ascomycota; Leotiomycetes; Helotiales; Mollisiaceae. The record is from RefSeq and is a predicted model, not a curated record.
AAAGUGAAAUGCAUCGCCCACGAGAUUUUGCCAAAACACAUUCGUUUCGUACACUAGACCGCAUUUGCGUUGUGUUGGAAGAGUAUGGUCGGAGGCUCUCGAAAACUUCAUACAAAGAGUCGAAACGGGUGUGGACAAUGUAAGAAGAGAAGAGUUAGAUGCGAUUGUAUUGGGCCGAGAUGCAGCAAUUGCAGAAGACGCGGUGAAACAUGCGAGUUCAACUCCGUAUCACACUCGCAGCAUCAUAGGGCCACAUCACCAGCUAGCGAUCAACAACAUGGAGAGCAAGCUGUCGGUUUCUAUCUCGGUCCUCAUCCCGCAGCGCUAGAUCUCGAAGCCCUCGAGCUUCUACAUCAUUACCUCACCACCACAUCGCUUACUAGUCUUCUAUUACAGGACGCUGCUAUGCUAAGAGUCUGGCAAUUGGAGCUUCCACUUGCAGCACAAUCGCACGACUUUCUGAUGCAUGCUCUCCUUGCGUUAGCAGCUCUUCACAAGGCUCACUUAUGCCCAGCUACUCAGUCCAAGUAUUAUCUUCAGGCACUGCAACAUCAAACUAAAGGCUCUGAAAAGUUUCGUUCCGUCGUUGAAUACGUCAGCAAGAGCAAUAGCACCGCCGUCUUUGGAUUCUCGGUCAUUGUUGCAAUGUCCCAAUUUAAAUACUGCGCCGGGAUGUUAUAUUCAACGCCAGCACAGGGCAUGGACACUAUUAUCGAUGUCAUUACAACACUCAGGAGAACUUUCCAGCUAGCGAUCCAACACGACGCCCUAUUCCAAGAGAGCAGCUUUGGCAUCCUGCCAGCGCGUAUGAAAAGAUUGCACAUGAGUUCUCUGGACGUAAAUACAGAACUUGCUUUGGAAGCACUGGAAGCAUUGGAACAGAUGAAUCUAACAUCAGAUACAUUGCAGGAAGAAAAAGAAGUCAGCUCUUCCACAAUUGGACAGUUGAGGCGGUGGUAUCGUAUCGUUUCUGCAUUUCCCAGGACGUGGGGCUUGGUCAUAAGAUGGCCAAUGGUAGUCUCAUCCGAAUAUCUCGCACUACUUCAAGCAAGACGUCCAAUGGCAUUGGUGAUACUAACGUACUGGUGUGUGCCGGUGCACCGCGUGAAACCUCGAUGGUUCAUUGAUGGGUGGGCAGAAAGUGUUGUGAGGAUAAUUGCUUCGAUAUUACCUGAGGCCUGGAAGCAAGCUAUAAGUUGGCCAAUAAAUGAGAUGAAUCUAGGACAUAUUUUUUGACCUCCCCCGUCCGAAUUAUUGCAGUUAUGACUGCCAAUUGUUAGGAAGUAUGACAUGGGGCUUCGCUUGCCAGCUCGAAGUGAUAGUAAAGCGAUGAGAUGGAUCCUUCCAAUGUCGGUCCGGCCCGGGAUGGCAAGGGAGUUGUUUAAUGGAGAUGUCCAAUUCGCAUAGACCAUAUUAUAAUCAAUAAUCAG